Funneliformis mosseae is the source of this 4005-nucleotide messenger RNA. The record is from the annotation of a GenBank genome assembly. Lineage: Eukaryota; Fungi; Glomeromycota; Glomeromycetes; Glomerales; Glomeraceae.
AUGGAGAAAAAAAUAAUUGAAUAUAUUGCUACAAAAGAAGUAAAAGAGAUUGGACUAUUUCUUGAUACUGUUGACUUAAAAGAAAUAAAAAAUUUGAUUAUCAAUCUAUUGAAAGAUGAUUCAAAAAUUUAUAAUGAGAAUAGUACUGGAUGUUUUGCAAUAAUUUGUACACUUUUUAGAGCCUCAGUAACUGAUGAUUUAAAUGGCGAGAAAAAAACUCUUGAGGAUAGAGAAUUGAGAAACGGAAGACGUUGCACAAUUAUACAAGAAAUUAUUAGAUGGUUGUGCGAAAAAGGAAAUGAUACUUCCUCACAUUUUGAUAAAUUAGUUUCAGAUUUAGUGGGGAUAUGUAUUAACGAGAUCGCUAUUGGUACUACUGAUUCUCCUGUAAUGAUUGAGAUGUUUGUAGAUAUCUCUACAUGUAUUAUACAGGCUAUCCAACGUGGAAUUCCCUUGCAUGGAAAAUUAUUUUCAUUCUUACCGACAUUAUUAUCUGCUUUUGAUUCCUGCAAUGAAGUAGUAUCAUUUCCUUCUGAUAAAAAUUCAACUGGCCACUCUAUGACAGGUCAAGAUUAUAAAGAUGAAAUUUUAAAUAAAUUAUGCAACUAUAAAUGGCAUACAAGUAAUGUGUUAAGUUUAGCUGGAGAAUUUCGUGAUAUUCCAAUGUCUAAUGAACAGUUGCGUUCUGUCGCAGAAAAAAUUAUGAGUCAUUUUGAUGUAAUUGAUAUUAACGAGACCCCCCCACUCGUUUAUCAGAUCCUCUUGCUCUCUAGAAAGGGCCAUAAACGUUUAAUCUUGCAAGGAAUUACAGAGUUUUUUAAUAAAUUGGAUGAUGAAAUGCAUGAAGAUAAUAGAGAAAACGACUCCGUCGUCUCGUUAUCGUUUUCGCAAUUGAGUCAUAUGGAAGGCACAGCAAUUAUUCAUAUAUGUUUCGCAAUUACCCAAGAUCAGGAAUUAGGAAGUGAAUUUAUCAAAUAUAUAAAAUCAGAUAAGACUUCAUUUUUGAAACCGUUUAGCAUCGCUUGUUUAUUGUCAAUUGCAAGGAUACAUCGAUUCGAAGAUCAGGCUCUCGAUUUUCUCAAGACAUCAAUAUUGGGUACUUUUAAGGAUAAAGAAAAGCUGGGAAAAGCAAAAUGGAUAUCUAAUGUCAAUUUUUCAAAAAUAAAUUCUUCGGUAUCAUUAUUUGAGCUUUUCCAAAAUAUAAUGCAAAAGACUUCCUUUGGAUGGGAUCAAGUCACUCAAAGUUUAGUACAAUUAGGAAUAAUUUUGAUUGAUUUAGCCGUUCCCUCUGCACAAUGUGGAAAGGUUUCUGAUACAAAUAGGGCCAAAAAAGGACCUAUCGCACCUAAUGAAAUGACUAAGGAUCUAGGAACAAAAAUAUUAUUAGAAAUGUUCAAGAUUCAUGAUAUGGUCCGCGCAGAAAUAUUAGAUCAGCUUCAGUCUCGAGUUAUUUCAAAAUCAUCAAGUGUUGAAUACUUCCUGGAUCUAUUGGAAUUAAUCGUAAAAGAGAAUUCCCAUUCUCUCUAUAAUUAUAUAUCCAGAUUGAAAGGGACACUCGAUUAUUUAUCAUUUUUAUCUAUUACAACGGCUGAUAGUCUAUUGAAGGCAUUACAACCAUUAUUUUAUGAGAAUCAAUCUCUACGUGAUGGACUAAUGGUGAUCCUACGAAAGGGUUUAUUCACAAAGGAAUUGGAAGGGCGCCAGAUCGCAUUGUCCGGAUAUUUGAGACUGUUAAAAAUGCCAUCGGCAAAAAAUCGAAGAAUAUGUUCUAAUGAUUUACUUGACAAUCAAAAUUCUCUCUCAUUUGAAAUUUUAGGUAAUUUACGCAAGUGUUUCAGCCAACAACCACAACUCAGACUAUCUUUAUAUGAAGGUUUGCUAGAAAUGAUGGAUGUUCAUCAACAUCUCAACCCAAUAAUCUUUGACAUUCUCUAUCCACAUUUCCAACAAUUUUUUGAACAGGGAUCAUCUCUGUAUGCGACAGUUCACAUUGAAAGUUGUAUAGAAACUUUAAAUGGGGAACCACAUAUUGUUGAACCUUUACCUUAUUUAUUGAUUUGCUUAAGCAAAUCAAUUACCACUUUUAAGAUGAUUAAUGAUGGUAAUGAAGGAAGUUAUCAAUUCAAUAAAAUUAAGCUUGAAGAAUGCAAAACGAAAUUUCAAACUUUGAUUGACCAGCUAAUACAUUCAGACAUGUCUGAAUUCAUGAUUCACCCAAGCGCCGAUUUCAAAAUGAAUUCUAAUGAGGGUUGUCGUAAUAAUAUGUGCGCUUCUAUUCUACUUGGAAUGUAUGAGGCAGCAAUCGAACACUCUUUCUUUGCUUCUGAACCCACUUUAGAAUUAUCAGAGAUUAUUUUAAGGUUAUUUAAAAGAUAUACGGCACUCUUUGAAGUUCUAAAAGAAAAGUCUGUUAAUGCUCGAGGUCGUAAGACAGUAACAUCCAUUACAGAAAAUUCGAUUUUAAGCUUUAAGUGCAUUUCUGAACUUUGUAAGUUCACUUUCCAAGAUAUUGUUGGUACAGAACUUAAUGCCAUAAAUUAUGCUCUGAGAGCCGAUGCAGCAUUCGUAAAAUAUAUCACUGCAGUAGCAUAUAAUAAAAUAUCACAGAUUACAUCGAAUUUUAAUCCCGAAGAUGAUGAAACAUUUGGCUAUUGUACGUCUUUAAUUCAAGUGUUUAUGAAAGAAUUUAUUACAAAUAAUAAAGCAGGUAUCGCUACACGUCAAGAAGAUGGUAAUAAGAAGGACAAGGGAAAGUCCAUUUUUGAAAUUGCAAUUGAAAGCUUUGCGCUUUUGGUUCAAGCAGUUCCGUCUUGUUGGCCAGACAAGUUAAUUGAUUUCUUAGAGCUUUCUUACCCAUCUGAAUUGACAGAUGGAUUAAUCCCUAAUGAUUUAAAUGGAUGGUUAGACUUAUACAUUCGAGAAUUUGAGCACCUAAUCAUCGCUUCACUUAAUGAAAGAAUUCCUCAUAUAAAGGAAGCAUUAGUAUUAUUUCAAACAAUAAGUUUAUUAGCAUCUCAUUUCACUCACCCAAUCGAUAAUUCUAAUCCACAUGGAUAUUCAGAACAAUUGGUCACUUGGCUUAAAUCAUUGUGUAAAGAACGUGUCAUUGAAGAUACUAUUCUCGCCAAAAAUAUAAUAAGUCUUUUAAUAAAAUUGGAGAAAGAUACUUCGGAUUUUGGAACAAUCGCAGAAAUUGCUCAUGAUAUAUUGGUUGUAUUAGGUAAUAUCAAUGGCGCUACAAACGAACUUGAGAUGAGUCCUAAGUUCGUUAUCGUCAAUCCGAGAACGAGUGGUAUAAUAUGCAGCGUAUUGAUCGGAUUUAUAGAAAGUAUGUACGAAGAAAUAGAAUGGUUUUUGAAUAGGAUGAAGUUAAUGUGCAAUACAAAAGACACGGAUCUUAAUAAUGAAACGAUUGAUAUUGAACAAUCGAUAUGCGUAAGAUUAAUGACAUUAAUAAAUGCCACAAUAUAUUUGGAACAAACAUCACUUCAAGAUUCUUCUUCUGAACAAUUGAUUAAAUGUCUUCAAAAGACUUAUAAAGUUAUGAUAUCAUUAAUUAAAUACAAAAUUGCUGAGGGAGGCGAGAUUCUUAAGCAUUUCAUAGAUGUAAUAGAAUUAACCGGUUUACAGUUGACGGAAAAUUUGUAUAAUUUGUUAUUAGCAUUUGGUUCAAAACCAGAAACCAAUAGGAUACAGAUACCUGUUGGUAAAAAGCGUAAGCUUAAAAGCAAUCCUACGAUGCAAAAGGCGCGAAUUGCCAGAGAAUCCAAGAUAAUACCUCAUUUGAUUUUUCUAUUAGAGCAAUAUGAACGUUAUCUAAUUCAGCUAACAAAAAAAUCUAAGAUCAAUCUGACACAAUUUAUAAAAAGGGCUACUAAUCGAGAUUUUAAGAUAAAAACGGAUUUAAUGGACGAAUUAGAUGUUGAAAAUGAUAAAAAUUCAAAACCGAAUAAGGAUAACGACAAUGCUUUGGAAAGUCAUCAAACUAAACGUCAUCGAUCUUAA